Funneliformis caledonium is the source of this 462-nucleotide messenger RNA. NCBI's taxonomy places the organism in Eukaryota, Fungi, Glomeromycota, Glomeromycetes, Glomerales, Glomeraceae. The record is from the annotation of a GenBank genome assembly.
AUGUCAAAGAUCUUUCCACCAAAUUUUCUACCUCCACAUACCGUGGAGAAAUCAGAGAAACCUUCACUUAAGAGUUUCUUGGAUUUCCGUUUACAAGAAGGUGAUUUAGAACGAGAGGAAACGGAACACAGUCGAUAUAGGGGUGAACUAAACACCAUUCUCAAUUAUCAUGCUGAAGCGCCAGAAAUUAGGGAAGAAGUGCAACAGGUGUUAAGGAAUUUCCAGGUAAAUAUAUUUUAUUUAGGUUAUACUGUCAUAGACUACCCUGCUGGUUGCGUGCUGGCAGUGGAAAAGGUCGCGUGCUUGUUGUGGAAAAGGUUGCGUGCUUGUUGGUUAGUGUACAGUGUCGGUAGACUACUUUGUGGGUUGCGUGCUUACAGGGGAAAGGACGAAAAAAAAUCAAAGGAAGUAAAUAGUUUUUGGGAUCUGCAAGUUAAGCAACAAAUCAUUCAUGAACCUUAA